This is a messenger RNA of Ochotona princeps (American pika), 3214 nucleotides long. Its product is annotated as ubiquitin-conjugating enzyme E2 D2-like. Gene Ontology annotation, cellular component: nucleus. The record is from RefSeq and is a predicted model, not a curated record. Gene Ontology annotation, molecular function: RNA polymerase II cis-regulatory region sequence-specific DNA binding; DNA-binding transcription factor activity, RNA polymerase II-specific; ubiquitin conjugating enzyme activity. Bases 626 to 3028 code for a protein of 800 amino acids. The transcript is spliced from 8 exons. Lineage: Eukaryota; Metazoa; Chordata; Mammalia; Lagomorpha; Ochotonidae. Gene Ontology annotation, biological process: protein K48-linked ubiquitination; ubiquitin-dependent protein catabolic process; regulation of transcription by RNA polymerase II.
CUGGGCUGAGGCCAGCCGGUGCCGGCUGGACUGCUGUUGCUUAUUCCAAAGCGACCUCCAGCCAGCGGGCUGUCUCUAAAUUCUAGUCAGGCCUGCUUUGGGUGCCACGACCUGCGGGUGGAGCAAGUCGGAAGGCAAGGAUCCUCUAUGCCCAGAGGAGAGGUUUGGAGAACGCUCUUGCCUUUGAAGUAAAAGGAAACAGAACGAUUGUAGAGCAGAACUGAUCGUUGACUAGGAGAAGUACUCAGAAGUUGCUUGGGUAAUUAACAAGGAAAAAGUCGUUUGUGUGUGCCCACGUGAACACAUUUUUACUGGAAAGAUAAUCAUCAACACUAAAAGAAUUGUCAACUUUCACCUUUAAAGAGAGGACUGGUGGAUACAGAUUCCCCAUAAUUGAAGGAGUUGCUGUCAAGUAAGAGCGUUUUGUAUCUUCUAAGUCCUGUAUGGUAGCAUCUUUCCACAUAUAACCAACUGAAGUUUGGUCUGUUCCAGUUGUUGUGACAGCUCUCUUCAGCUUAUGCCAUUUCCUUCCUGUUCCUGGUUAACUUGAAGCAGAUACCAAGGCUGCUCCCAAAUUUGGACUGUUAUGAACACAUUUCUUCUAAUUUUCUGAAAGAAGAUAGAAAUGAUGGAGGAAGUUCGUGAACUGGAAGAACUUCAAGACAAAGAAGGACAUACUUUUGUAUUUGAUACCAGUUGCCUUAAAACAUCUGUGCAGCAUGCUGAAACCCACAAAGAAAAGAAAAUGUACUAUUGCUGUGAAGCGUGUGACUUCACGGCAGUAACAGAAAAUGAGUUAGAUUGUCAUCGAGGCAUUGCACAUGGAGCAUUGGCAGAAUGCUCCAUGGUCAGUUCUGAUAUAACACAGAGAGAAACACAAAAGCAAACUUUUAUGAAAGAGUCAGUCAUGGGGUCAUCAAAAGAUUCAGCUUCUUAUGUGUGUAAGGUGUGUCCUUUUACUACUUCAGACUUAAGUAUUUUUGAAAAACACAUGGAAUGCUUGCAUUCAUUAUCAUGUGUUGAUUCAUUUGAUAGUUCUCUUGGUCUUGAUAAAUAUAAAAAUGACAUCCUUGAAGAGCCAAUUAAUGUUGAUGGCUCUAAACCAUUAAUGACAGAAGGACCAACUGCAUUCCCAGUGAUCUCUGCUCCAGAACAAGAUGUGAAGCAAACAUUUGCAUCAAGCUCACAAUCAAGUCAUUCUUCAGAAUUCCAGACGGAGUCACAAAAAAUAAUAAAAGCUCGGAAAAGCAUUCGCCCAUCAAGUGUGAAUAUUUGCGAUGAAGACAACUCUCCUUGCAAGACUAUGAUGAGUAAAAGCAGCAUUGACCACCAACCAAAGUAUGUUCAUCAGGCAGGAACAGAAAAAUCAAAUGCAGAGGCAAACUACAGUAUUGUAAAACAGUCAGAUGAAUCAUAUCCUGGACAUUUCAAAACAGAAGGUAGUUCUUUAGAUUCUUUGCAUCUGUUUUCAUCAUCAGCUGAUUCGUGUAACAAUGGUUUUAUUUCUGAUCCUCAUAACCCCAACAUGACAAAACCAGAAAGCUUCAAAGACCAUAGGCAUGUAGUUGUGACAGGGUUACUUGAAUAUCAGAAAGAAGGUUAUGUUGAAGAGAUAAGCAAUCAAGACUUUUCAAAUGACACAGCUGUUGCCACUUUGCAAAACCUUAGUUCUGAAAACAAAGAUGAGUUUAUAACACAACAUAGAAGUUCCUGUGACAUUGUUGGGCAGGGUGACUGCACUACACAAGCCAUAAAAAAUGAAACCUAUAAUGAAAUUAAUCAAGAUGAUGUAAAAAUAUUCCCACUGUUUCAAGGCAUGGUAGAAGAUCAAGAGCCAGGGGAAAAUGCUGCCCUUAGUUAUGGUCAAAAUGAUGGCUGUCAUUUUGAACAUGAAGAUGGUGGAACUGAUGUUUUACCUGAGAGUCAUGAUCUUCAGUAUUUGGGAAGAAUGGAAACUUCAUCAUCAAAAUGUGAUUCUGCUUCUGAUUGCACUGACGUGUCUCUUAAGAAUAAAUUGUGUCCAUAUUGCCCAGCAAGAUUUGCAACAGCUGUAGGGUUGUCAAAUCAUAUCCGGGGUCAUCUUAAUAGAGCAAGAUCAAAUAAUAAAUCCCAUAGUGUUAAAUCACUGAAAGAGAGAAGCAAAAGUAACAAAAGGCAACAUGUAAAAGGGAGUGGUACAGAGACACCUGUUAAGCAAGCUAGACAAGACACUGUGAAGUCUGACACUACUGUCAGACAUAUUUGUCAGCUCUGUGGUAGCUGGUUUUUAAAUAGAAUUGGUUUAUCAAACCAUGUUAGAGGCCACCUGAAAAGAUUUGGAUUGAUCAAACUGAAUUAUCAUGAAACUCCAAUCUCUGUUGUAGAUGAGAUGGUCCAAGAUGAAGGAAAAUAUGCAACAGUGUUAAAAGGAUUGAACACUCAGCAUCUUAUUACUAGACGACAUGUGGCUAAAAAAGCUAAAUCACAUGAUGUACCUCAAAAUAUUAUACCUCUUGAAAUAUACCAUAAUUCCAUAAAGACUGAAACUCUACCAAUGUCAACAUCAAAGAAAGGAAUUAAUUUCCUAAAUGAGUGUGAUAAAACAAAACUGGGACUGUGCAGUAGAAAAAAGAAUCAGUCUGUUCCAAAUAAAAAUAAAAGAAUGGGGAAAGAAAAAAGUUCUGCUACUUCUCGUAAGCUCAUUAAUCCUGCAGCAAGUGGAAAUCAGUUUGUUCAGAGAGGUGUUCUUCCAUUAAAUAAUGAUAGUACAUUCCUGGAUCACUCAGAAAAAAAGGACUUAACUGUGCACUCAACUUUAAGUUGUAACGAAACGGAAUCAAGAGCAACAUCUGGAAGCAAGAAGACAAAGCUCAAACUACCUGAUAAUCCUAACAAGAUUUACACUCUCCGAUGCAGGUUUUGUGACCUGCUCUUUCAAGGACCAGUGUCUAUCCAAGGGGCCUGGAUUAAACACUUACAGCGACAUAUGGUAAAUGCUACUCUUCCCAAUACUGGAGAUAGCAUGGUGGAAGUCACAUCACCACCUUAAACGCUGUCUCCAUUACAGAAAUGGCAUUUUUCUGCACUAAAAGCAGAAACAGUUUCACAGAACCAGAAAAAUCUUUCACAUAGCAAGUUUGAAUUGGAAGUAAAUCUGGAACUUUUUAAAAUCACGUAAAAUUAUCUGUUGAAUAAAGCAGAAAAAGGGGGGAAGUGAAUUGCAGUGACAUCAGAG